This is a messenger RNA of Sardina pilchardus (European sardine), 2202 nucleotides long. RefSeq names its product peptidoglycan recognition protein 6 (gene pglyrp6). The record is from RefSeq and is a predicted model, not a curated record. Gene Ontology annotation, molecular function: zinc ion binding; peptidoglycan binding; N-acetylmuramoyl-L-alanine amidase activity. NCBI's taxonomy places the organism in Eukaryota, Metazoa, Chordata, Actinopteri, Clupeiformes, Clupeidae. The transcript has 6 exons. Bases 55 to 1476 code for a protein of 473 amino acids. Gene Ontology annotation, biological process: detection of bacterium; peptidoglycan catabolic process; defense response to Gram-positive bacterium.
GUAAGAGGAGUUGUUGAACACAGAGCGGACACAAAAGAGAGCUUCACUCCACUCAUGGAUUUUCCCUGGAAAUGGGUGCUCACCAUUUCUCUGGUGGCCUUCUGUCAGGCAGCUGCAGACCCACCGAGUCAUAUGAAUCACUUCAUCGAAGUUGUAAGUUCGAUCGAAGCUGAGAAUCCUGGAAUACGGCCUAUUGGCUUGGUGAAGGAACUGCGUAAAUCAGCACAGUUGGACAGUCCCUUCAUUAAACGUUAUUUGGGGGUUUUGGACCACUGUCAGGCUGUUUUGACCUCCACUGUCUCUGCGUAUCUGUCAACGGCACUGCAUCACAAGGUGACAGAGUCAGGUGUGGAGAAGGGUGUGGUCCUCACUAGUGAUGGCACAACAAUUGCUUUAGCUCCUCUCCUACUGGGCAUUGAAGCUGGCCUGCAGUCAACCGCCAAAGGCCGUGUCCGUGGACUCUACCCACUCACACUGGCCAAAACCUUGGCCGUGUCCUUUCUCCAUCACUCAAAAAGCUCUUCGACCGCUCACCGUUUGGGUCCAGAUGGAUGCUGGGAUAGUGUGACCUCCCCUAAGGUGUUCACUCUCUCAGGAGUUCCCUCUCUGGCCACUGAUGCUCAGGUGAACGGGGGCAUGGACGGAGUGAUCCUGGGAAUGGAAGUAUCUAACCCUUCCCGUCGUCCCAUCAAGCUGAGCACCCUCCUCAAGCAAUACUACAACUACCGUCUUAGGGCCAAGGGGCUGGACAGCGCUCCCAAGCUCAUUAGUGCCCGACGAAGGCAGAACUUUGCACGCUUGUCGAGACCCGGUUACCUGAAGAGGCAGGUGACGGGCACCUUGGCUGUGUAUGAGAAGUUGAGUAGAGACAAAGGGAAACAGAAAAAGAGAAGUGAAGCAAUGCUUGAAAAGAUUAUAGAUGGAGGAAUCAAAGCCUUUGACCACAGAUACACAGUAUGUCCCGCCAUCAUUCCACGCUGCCAAUGGGGAGCAGAGCCGUAUCGCGGCACCCCAACACUUCUCUCUCUGCCUCUGUCCUUCCUUUACAUUCACCACACAUCCACACCUGGCCAGCCUUGCCUGACUUUUGAAGAGUGUUCCAGAGACAUGAGAAGUAUGCAGCGUUUCCAUCAAGAAGACCGCGGUUGGGAUGAUAUUGGAUACAGCUACGUGGCAGGCUCUGAUGGCUACAUUUAUGAAGGUCGUGGUUGGCACUGGCAAGGGGCUCACACCAAGGGCCACAACUCCAAGGGCUAUGGGGUCUCAUUCAUCGGGGACUACAUGGAGACUCUGCCAUCCGAAAGUGCUAGGGACCUUGUAAGGCACAAGCUGGCAGGGUGUGCUGUGAGUGGCGGACGCCUGGUGUCAGAUUAUAUCGUGCAUGGACACAGACAAGUGGUGGCCACCUCCUGCCCUGGCGAUGCCUUCUAUAAAAAUGUGCAAACCUGGGAGCACUACAGGGAAGUCCAGAGCUGAAGAUUGCAGGGGAGAGGAAACUUAUCUUGAAGCAAGUACUUCAGAUGAUUAAAUUACUUAUGACUUAAUAAUCCGAUCGUUUCUUUAUUUGUACUUUAACCUUGUGUUAACAGAGGGUGGGACAAAAAUGCACGGCACCCUGUCAUAUAUAUAUAUAUAUAUAUAUAUAUAUAUAUAUAAAAAGCACUUAAAAGGUAUAGCAUCACCACCUCCAACAUGUAUUAUUUUCCAUGACAACAGAACACUGUGUUGCCCAUCAUCCCUUACUGAACAUACAAGGGCAGUUAUGUCUAUGAUUGACACUGCUGCCAUCUUCAGGUAAAAAAGGGAAUGGCAUGGAGUUUUUACAAUCACUGCAAUUUACUCAAGACACACAUGCCAGUUGGCCCAAACAGACAAGGUCAAUGCCCAGGCUAGGUCUUUUUUAUAUAUAAAAUGUUUUAUUUGAAUGUCUUUUAUUUUGACAUCUUUUCUGUCGGUUCACCUGUGUUCCUUGAUCACAUUCCAUAUUAGUUCAUUGUCAGGUCACCUGCAUAGGCUUGAGGUAUUGUAUCUGUAAACAUAUGCUAUGACCACUCCAUGGCAAAGUGAUAUUUGAACAAAUUGGGAGAAUGAUUUCCUCCCCAAGUAUUUGUCAAGGUCUGGUGAACUGGCCUGUGAUGAUUGUAUUAUUUGUGUUAUAUUUGUAAUAUUAUGUUUUUAUUAAAAAGAAAUUCUAAACCAUAA